Messenger RNA from Oncorhynchus mykiss (rainbow trout), 2749 nucleotides. Its product is annotated as galanin receptor 2b-like. Gene Ontology annotation, biological process: G protein-coupled receptor signaling pathway. Lineage: Eukaryota; Metazoa; Chordata; Actinopteri; Salmoniformes; Salmonidae. The record is from RefSeq and is a predicted model, not a curated record. Gene Ontology annotation, molecular function: G protein-coupled receptor activity. Gene Ontology annotation, cellular component: plasma membrane.
AGAGGAAGAGAGGGAGAGAGAGAUCCAGGCAGAAUAUCAAUGUGCAACGGAGGAGAGGGAGGAGAGAGAGAGCUCAGGCUAUGGAGCAGAUAUCAGCAUGAGCAGCAUUGUUUUUCUGUUGAGGGUAGCAGGACACAACAAACAUAAACAGGACAUUUGAACAACGGAUAUAUCGUUUGCCAGUAAUCCUGAACUUAUAAAGUACUCCCAAAAUGUCAGAUCUGGAAGACUUCAGCAAAACAGCAGGGCACUGGAACACAUCGGACAGCUACCAGCUGAAUCCCACCAGUGUGAUCGUGCCCGUGGUGUUCUCGCUCAUAUUCCUGCUGGGGACCAUUGGGAACAGUCUGGUCCUGGCCGUCCUCCUCCGCAGCGGCCAGGUGGGAUACAACACCACCAACCUGUUCAUCCUCAACCUCAGCGUGGCCGACUUCUUCUUCAUCAUCUUCUGCGUGCCUUUCCAAGCCACCAUCUACUCCCUGGAGGGCUGGGUGUUCGGCUCCUUCAUGUGCAAGGUGGUCCACUUCUUCAUCAACCUCACCAUGUACGCCAGCAGCUUCACGCUUGCCGCCGUCUCUGUCGACAGGUAUCUGGCCAUUCGCUACCCUCUUCGCUCUAGAGAGUUGAGAACGCCCUGUAAUGCCGUGGUUGCCAUGGUAGUCAUCUGGGGACUAUCAUUGAUCUUCGCAGGACCGUAUUUGAGCUACUACGACCUCAUAGAUUACGCCAACAGUAACGUUUGUGUUCCAGGUUGGGAGGAGUACAACCGCAAGGUGCUGGACACGUGCACCUUUGUGUUUGGUUAUGUGAUCCCUGUGCUCAUCGUGAGCCUGUCCUACACCAGAACCAUCAAGUACCUGUGGACUGCUGUGGACCCUCUGGACGGGAUGUCAGAGUCCAAGAGGGCUAAGCGCAAAGUCACCAAAAUGAUCAUCAUCGUCACAGUGCUCUUCUGCAUAUGCUGGCUGCCCUAUCAUGUGGUGAUCCUAUGCUAUCUGUACGGAAACUUCCCCUUCAACCAGACCACAUACGCAUUCAGGAUCCUCUCUCACUGCAUGGCCUACGCCAACUCCUGCCUCAACCCCAUUGUGUACGCCUUGGUGUCCAAGCACUUUCGGAAAGGCUUCAAGAAGGUGUUCAGCUGCAUUCUCAGUAAGAACGGCAGGAACAAAGUGCAUGUGGUACAUGUAGCCAACACAGUGCCUGGGUUCCAGGCGGGGUCCACAGAAGUGUCACUAAUGAAUGAGGACAAUGUACGACAAAAUGACUGUGAGAUGAGCAGCCGACCCAUCGCCGAGCCGAGAGAAGCAACUAUAAGCCAUUUCCAGAAACAGUCUUGAAAGAUGAGGCUUAUGGUAAAGGACUGUGCAGAUUGCCUUAUCACAAAGACUUUGUAUUCCAACCUCAAAGGGAAACUCAAUGAUGACAGUAUCUCGGUAUUUGAGAUGGUGACAAAUGGGAAUUUGAUGAGAGGGUAAAGAGAGCAUGAUCCUUAAAAAAACAAACAUGAGAAUGGUUCAAAUAUAUAAUUAUAAAUUAGAAUAGUAGUCAUUUAAUUUAUGGGUUGCACCUAUGUUUCAUCACAAUAUUGGUUUGAACAUUUGUUUUAGAACUGAUGCCGACUGAGCAUUCUACUCUAUGCAUUAUCAAUGAGCGCUGAGGAAGAUAUCAUCAAGUGCAUUACAAUGGCUUGGAAAUACAAUUACAUUUCAAAAUGAGGCAAAAAUUAGUAGGAAGACCUUUUGUCAUCAUUUUGAUGUCAUCAGAUGGACUUGCAGAAUAACGUUAGCUAGCAAGCUAAGAUUGAGUGGAGAUCACCGGAUUUUAGCUAGCUAAGUUUAGCAUUGCCAGCUAUUUUUGACAAACUUUGCUAGUUAAUGACAACAUUACCCUCUGUCUAAAGUACAUUUUAUGAAAUGAUAAUGAUGGCAAAGUUGUUUCCUACUAAAUAUUUUCCUACUUUAGCAACGUCAUUGUAAUUUAGAUGAAGCAGUCAUUACCCUCCGUUCAGAAUGACUGGGUUUAUCACAACUUUUGGGCACCACUGUGGCAGAGGGCGGCUUGAGAAUGCUCAUAACAACGGCAUGACGCGACCAAGUGAUGUAGGUGCAACCUAUGAAUAGGAUAUGGGUUCAAAUGUAUUAGGCUAGUGGUGUUAUCUUUUUGCUUUGCACAUAUUUGUAUUUUUUUUGCAUGUUUCUCUCUAUGUUUACUGCACUCAGUCACUUAAUAGUUGUGUUGCUGUUGUAAAUGCCAUGCUGCUAACUAUAUUAUCCUUUAUGGCCUCUAUUCACUUGUAUUAGCUAAUCUGUCUGUUAAACUCUAUAAAGUCAACGUUCUCUGUUUCCUUUCUUCACUUUCCUGGUUUCCCCUUUUCUAGUCGAGUCUCCUUAAAAGCUUGUAUACUACCUCAAUGGUGUGUUAAACUACCCUCCCUCUCAUUUAGAAAUUCCAAGAAAUGCAAUUUUCCACCAGCAGGACUGAUUUUCAUGCGAAAGGCCAGAAUAGAAAAGUAUAUAUUUUAUAUUUAGAACUGCCCUUUAUACCCUGUAAUUUUAUCAAAAUGCAAUGUGCUUUCUGUGUUAUUUGUUUUUGCCUUUGUGACACUUCCUUAUGUCUGUACUUUCUGCUCUUCUCUAACUUGUUUAUGUGUAUUGGAUGAGAUUAUGUAUUUGGUUAAAUAUUGGCUCAACAUUUUAGAAGUGGAUGUAAAUAUCAAUGAUCAAAUAAAAUGUUUUAUGUUGCAGUA